UGCGAAACAUUCGGUGCAAGGGCAGUGGCAUCACCUGGUAACACUGCUUUUAUUGACGACGUAGGAAAGUUGGAAAAUUGUCAAGUGAAAAAAAUUAAAAAGUGCCCGAAAGACUUUAAUUUGGCCAGCUAUCUUACCACUUGCAGCACACCAGCAAUGAACAUGUACAACGGACAGGUAAACGCCUACGGAGGUGGCGGCGGAGGAGGAGGCGGUGGCCUAGCCGGCGGCAUGGUCCCCAAUCGCAUGGGCGGCGGAGCUCCGGGGGGUGGACCCGGCGGUGCGGGCAUGUUUCAGCGCAACCGCUCGGCUCCCUAUCCCGGCUUCAAUGGACACGGACCCUCGAAUGGAGGUCAGCGCCGCAUGAACGGCGGCGGUGUUCCUGGCAUGGGCGGAGGACCCCGCAACCAGGAGGGAUUCGGUGGCCAGAACGGCCAACGCUCUUCCAACCACGGCGCACACUUGCCCAAGAUCGUGUGGUCCGAGGUGAAUCUCACACCAUUCCGCAAGAACUUCUACAAACCCUGUGAUUCGGUGCUGGCUCGCACUCCUGGGGAAACAGAGACCUUCCUAAGCAGCAACGAGAUCACCAUCAAGGGCGACCAGGUGCCCACCCCCAGCAUUGAGUUCGAGGAAGGCGGCUUCCCCGACUACGUGAUGAACGAGAUCCGCAAACAGGGCUUUGCCAAGCCCACGGCCAUCCAGGCUCAGGGUUGGCCCAUCGCAUUGAGUGGACGGGACCUGGUGGGCGUGGCCCAGACGGGAUCGGGCAAGACCCUGGCCUACGUACUGCCGGCGGUGGUGCACAUCAACAACCAGCCGCGCCUGGAGCGCGGUGAUGGACCCAUCGCCCUGGUGCUGGCUCCAAGGGAGUUAGCCCAGCAGAUCCAGCAGGUGGCCAUCGAGUUUGGCAGCAACACGCAUGUGCGCAACACCUGCAUCUUUGGCGGAGCGCCGAAGGGUCAGCAGGCGAGAGAUUUGGAGCGCGGCGUGGAGAUUGUGAUUGCCACACCGGGACGAUUGAUUGAUUUCCUCGAGCGCGGCACCACCUCGCUGAAGAGAUGCACCUACCUGGUGCUCGACGAGGCCGAUCGUAUGCUGGACAUGGGCUUCGAGCCGCAGAUCAGGAAGAUCAUGCAACAGAUCCGCCCGGACCGUCAGGUUCUGAUGUGGUCCGCCACUUGGCCCAAGGAGGUGCGCCAGCUGGCCGAGGAGUUCCUUAAUAACUAUAUCCAGGUGAACAUUGGAUCGUUGUCGCUGAGCGCCAACCACAACAUUCUGCAGAUCGUGGACGUGUGCGAUGAGAACGAGAAGCUGAUGAAGUUGAUCAAGCUGCUGACGGACAUUUCGGCGGAGAAUGAAACCAAGACGAUCAUCUUCGUGGAGACCAAGAAGCGCGUGGACGAGAUCACGCGCAACAUCUCCCGCCAGGGAUGGCGCGCCUGCGCCAUUCACGGCGACAAGUCGCAGCAGGAGCGCGACUUUGUGCUCUCGAGCUUCCGCAAUGGCCGGCACUCGAUCCUGGUGGCCACCGAUGUGGCUGCCCGCGGACUGGACGUUGACGAUGUCAAGUUUGUGAUCAACUAUGAUUAUCCUUCGAACUCGGAGGACUACGUGCAUCGCAUCGGGCGUACCGGAAGAUCCAAUAACACUGGCACGGCUUACACCUUGUUCACGCACUCCAAUGCCAACAAGGCGAAUGACCUGAUUCAGGUGCUGCGCGAGGCCAACCAGACCAUCAACCCCAAACUGAUGAACAUGGCCAUGAGCGGGGGCUACAACAAGCGCGGCGGCGGCAUGGGUGGCGGCUACCGCGGCGGCAACGGCUACCAGGGUCGCAACCAGCAGAUGGGCGGUGGCUACAACGGCGGCAACAACUACCGCAACAACAACGGCCCCGGUGGCAACAUGAACCGCAACGCUUUCAACGGCGGCGGCGCCGGAGGACCGCCUCGUUUCGACCAGAAGCCGCGCACCUCGCCACCGAAUCAGGGCGGCCAGGGAGGGGGAUACCGCGGCCAGGGAGGCGCUGGCGGUGGCUACCAGGGUCAGCAGCAACAGCAGCAGCAGCAGGGCGGUGUGCCCUUCUCGCGCUUCAACCCGAACGCCGCUUGCUUCGAGCCGAACAAACCACAGAAUGGACCGGGGCCCGUGCCGCCGCAGGCGCAGCACCAGCAGCAGCAGGCACAGGCCGCCCAGCAGCAGCAUCUGCUGCCCGACGCAUCCGUGCAGGCGGCGAUGACGGCGGCCAACUACGGGAUCGAUCAGAAGCGAUCGCGAUUCUCGCCGUACAACAUGAACUUCGCCAACAUGCCCCCGCCACCGAUGAACCAGCAGCAGGCGGCCCAGCAGCAGCAGCAGCUGCAGACCACGCAGCAACAGCAGCAGCAGCAGCAGUUGCAGACACCGCAGGCCUACGGCCAGUACUCGUCGAUGUCCUCCAGCAUGGCUACCGUGUCGCUGAACGGAGGCGCAGCGGCGGUGGCCAACUCCUACCGCGCCCAGUAUGCAGUGCCCACGCAGGCGGCUCCCUACAUGAUGGCGAACGGCGGCGAUAUCUUCGCCUAUCCGCCGCCGCCGCUGCCCGUGCAGAACUAGAGGCUCUAUGGCCCGAACGAGGCUACCAAAUUGUAGGUCCUGCUCUACUGUAAUUUCCUUUUCCCAACACACACACACGAACAUAACACGCACAUCCGUACACCAGCCGUAUUAAUUGUACACAGGUCACGAUUCACAAGUCCAGAGACUUCACAGGGAAGAUGUUUGAUGAGCGCUGUGGAUGUACGUUUCGUGUAGAUCUCCUCCGCCCACGUCUUAGCUAUAUAAUAUGGUUUAAUCUGGAAUCAAAUACGCUUUUAAUUUGAUAAAUCUCUUCGUUUCCCUACCCCCCCAAACCCCCCAACCUCCCCCCCAAAAAAAAAGAAGAAAACCCCAAUUUAGUUGAUAAGCUUUUGGUUUAGUCAAAUUGUUAGGGCAUUCGAGUGCCGAUCAUCGAUGUUGUUGGCAUUUAUCUUUCCAAAGCCCUGGGCGUAUUUGAUUUCUCUAUAUACAAUUCUCGAAUAUUGUAACUAUCUAUUCAUACACACACUGCAAAGGAAACGUUUGCAAUGCUCCAACCAAACCCAAGCCAAAAGAGAUUAGAUGCAAUCGGAUUACUAGGGAACACUAGAAGGGAAAACACUCCCGCGAAACACACUACUUUCACACUAUUGGACACACUCACACACACACAUGUACACACACAAGUACACCUAAGAAACAAAACAAUGUCAAUUUCUUGGAAUCAAAUGCGUAUAAUUAUGUCAUCUUUAAACCAUAUUAUGUGACUAGUCUAAUGAAUUGCUAGCUGGAUACUUUCAAACAAAUACAAAAUCAAGCAUACAAGCCACACAUCUAAUACUUUCAGAAAUAUAAAAUGCAGUUCCAUUUUAUGUGAGCCCAUAAGUAUGAAUUGAUUACAAGAUAUGAAUAAAGGAAUUAAUUAGAAGUUCAA
This is a messenger RNA of Drosophila ficusphila, 3493 nucleotides long. RefSeq names its product ATP-dependent RNA helicase dbp2. Gene Ontology annotation, cellular component: cytoplasm; ribonucleoprotein complex; nucleus. The record is from RefSeq and is a predicted model, not a curated record. Gene Ontology annotation, molecular function: ATP binding; RNA binding; RNA helicase activity. NCBI's taxonomy places the organism in Eukaryota, Metazoa, Arthropoda, Insecta, Diptera, Drosophilidae.